This is a messenger RNA of Striga hermonthica, 1176 nucleotides long. The record is from the annotation of a GenBank genome assembly. NCBI's taxonomy places the organism in Eukaryota, Viridiplantae, Streptophyta, Magnoliopsida, Lamiales, Orobanchaceae.
AUGGUGGUGUUGAUUUUCGUUAUGGUGUGUGGAGUUUACAUAUGUUCCCUCUGUCUCAAGCAAAUUAGUGUUAGAUCGUCUUCGAACGGACCUUUAUCGAGCUUUCAAGUAGCUACGAAGCCUUGUGAAGAAGCCACUGAUAUCGAGCCUUCUGAAAACCCUUACGUACAUUUCCCCAAACCAAAGACUUUCAGCCGGAAAGAAUGCGAAUGCAGUCCUGUCCGGUAUUUUGCGAUUUUGUCGACUCAGAGGUCGGGGAGUGGAUGGUUUGAGACAUUAUUGAAUAGUCAUAUGAAUAUUAGUUCGAAUGGGGAAAUAUUCUCGGUUAAGGUUAGGAGGAGUAAUGUUUCUACUAUUGUGGAGACAUUGGAUCAGAUUUAUAAUUUGGAUUGGUUCACGAGCGCUUCGAAAAACGAGUGCACGGCUGCAGUUGGGUUGAAAUGGAUGCUCAAUCAGGGCUUAAUGCAACAUCAUGAAGAAAUAGUCGAAUACUUCAAGUCUAGAGGGGUUUCGGCUAUUUUUCUAUUUCGAAAGAAUCUUUUACGCCGAAUGAUUUCAGUUCUAGCAAAUUCUUACGAUCAGAAUGCAAAGCCUCUCAAUGGCACUCACAAAUCUCAUGUCCAUUCACCUCACGAGGCUGAAAUUCUUGCGAGUUACAAGCCCACGAUUAACACAACUUUGCUCUUACCAAACCUAAUGCAAGUCGAGGAUAUGGUUAACAAAUCCUUGCAAUACUUCAAUAGCACUCGGCACAUUAUCCUAUACUAUGAGGACAUCAUAAAGAAUCGAACUAAAUUGUUAGAUGUUCAAAAUUUUCUGAGGGUUCCAAUACAGAAACUAAAUAGUCGACAAGUGAAGAUACACAAAGGCUCCUUAUCGUCUCAGGUCGAAAACUGGGGAGAAAUCGAGAACGCACUUAAGGGAACUCGUUACGAAAGCUUCUUGAACGAGGAUUAUAAGUUCGGACGGCGGCUGAGUUCAUUGCUGGCUAAACCCUCUGGGCCAUUCCGUCUCCUGGUGCUGGGGCGGGUGGUCCGACGGUGGGGAGUUUCGGGCUGCCAGCGGCGGUUGGUUUUUUGGCUGCCGGUGGUGGUGGGCAUUCGAUUGCUCCCAGCCGGUUUGGUGUUGGGGGUUUUCAGCUGGAACUCGCGGGGGUGCUCGGGGUGGUUCUGGUAG